Musa acuminata AAA Group (dessert banana) is the source of this 6065-nucleotide messenger RNA. RefSeq lists its product as uncharacterized. The record is from RefSeq and is a predicted model, not a curated record. Gene Ontology annotation, biological process: SCF-dependent proteasomal ubiquitin-dependent protein catabolic process. Gene Ontology annotation, molecular function: protein binding. Gene Ontology annotation, cellular component: SCF ubiquitin ligase complex. The transcript has 8 exons. Lineage: Eukaryota; Viridiplantae; Streptophyta; Magnoliopsida; Zingiberales; Musaceae. The coding region runs from base 111 to 1631 and encodes 506 amino acids.
UCCGCGUCGCCAUCCACACCGACCGCCUCCCCAACCUCCCCGUUCGCCUCUUCUUCCUCUUCCUUCUCCUUUCUUCGUCAUCGGUUGCUGUCAAGAAAAGAGAGAGAGAGAUGGAUGUGGUGUUAUGCGACGAGCUGGUUCAGGAGAUCCUGCAGCGGCUGCCUCCCUCCUCCGCCCCGUCCGUUUCCCUCGUCUCCAAGCGCUGGCUCUCGCUCCUCCGCUCCUCCACCACAUCCCUCUCUCUCCGCAUCCCCCCAAACAUAGUUACUGCCACUGAUGCUACUGCUGGUACUGGUAAUUCACCAUCGCUUUCCUCCAUCCUUGCCUACUACCCUUUCCUCACCAACCUCACCGUCAUCUCCGCUCGCGAGGACGCCGACGCCCUCCUCCUCUCCAUCGCCGCCGCCGCAUGCUCCCCCCGCCUCGCCAUCCUCCGCUUCCUCCCGGCCUCCCCCCUCUCCCCCUCCGCCCUCCACUCCUCAGCCGCCGCCUUCGCCAGCCUCACCUCCCUCCGGAUCGCCUCUCUCCUCCCCCUAUCGUUCUGCUGGCUCUCCUCCCUUCCCUCUCUCCGAUCGUUCUCCCUCGUCUGCUCACGCCCCAAACGCCUCCCCGGCUGUCGGCGAGAACCGCCAUGGCAAGAAGCGGAAGAGCCGUCGCCGCCGCCAGCUGAAGAGGACGAGGACGACGAUGUCGAUCAGUCGACGCCCGUGACGCUGCCGCUUGAGAGUCUGUCCUUGUCCGGCAUCUGCGCCGCCGACCGCGGUCUCUCCUGGUUGUGGCGCCGGUGCGCGGGACUCCGGUGGCUGCAGCUGCGCGCCUGCGAGGGGACCGGCGACGGCCCCUCAUCCCCAGCCUUCCCCCUCUGCCUCCCCGGCCUCCUCGGCCUCGAGCUCCGCACCUGCCGCGCGAUCGCCGACCGCGUCCUCCUCCAUGCCGCCGAACGCUGCCGUGCCCUCACCUCUUUCCUCCUCUACGACGGCGGCAGCCGCGACGCCCUCCGCCACUUCAUCCAUCGUCGCGGUGCCGCACUUCGUACCCUCGACCUCCGCCUCCCGCUCGACCUUCAUAACGACCACCUCUUCGCCAUCGCUGCCGACGACCACCGUGGCGGCACCGGCGCGCCCAGCGGGUCCGGCCACCAGCUCGCCGCCCUACGGCUGCACAGCUGCUGCCUUGUCACGGGAGACGGGCUCCGCUCCCUCGCAUCGUCCCCGGCUGGUGCGGCGAUUGAGGAGCUCGCCCUGGUGAAUUGUGAUGUCGUGGAGCGGGAACCCGGGUUGCUCACCUUCCUCAGUCAGAGCAUGCAGCGGCUGCGGAGGCUGGACUUGUCCCACACUGAGACGCUGACCGAUAAGGAGGUGGGAUCGAUGCUUGCGUCUUGCAGGAAUCUGGUGGAGAUCAGAUUAAGAGGGUGCGGAGCACUGACGGGUGCUUCUUUGAUUUCCUUGCUUAAGCACUGCGGCCAGCAGUUGGAGGUGGUUGAUAUUACUCGGUGUCCGGGAAUCGUCAGUGAUGCUAUUGAACUACUCGUCAUGAAUGCUUGCCGAUUGAGUCAACUGAUGGUGGAGGAGAGCAAAGUCACUGAAGCUGCUAUGAUUUGGCUGUCUCGAAAAGCAAUUAAGAUAGGUUGAUCAUGUAGUUCAUAUAUCAACCGCAAAGAAGGUAUUACCAUUCAAAAGGGAUGGCACCCACAGAGAUGGACAACAUUAGCACUUCGAGGCAAAGAAGAUCAUCGAUCAAAGAGAGAGAGAGAGAGAGAGAGAGAGAGAGGAAAUUUUAAUGAUUUUGCAUGUUGAAAGACUCAGUCAGAUGUAAAACAGAGGCCAUGGUGUUGAGCCCCAUGACAUUGAUCAGAAGAAUCACAAAGACAUCUAGACCAAGUACAUUUCAGGUGCCAGAACUGUGCCUAGACACAUGGUAUGUUGGUACCUACCACAAUGCAAAGGGAAGAGGAGAGGAGGAAGGCAAAGAAGGAAAGAUUAGAGGAGGAGGUGGAGAAAAAGAAGGAGGCAGCAGCAAAUGCGGAGGAGGAGGAGAGGAGUAUUAAUUCUUACAAAUGGACUGGCGGGCUGAGAGUGGCAGCAGAUGGCAUGAGGAGAAUCAAGAGAGAGAUUAAUAAAAAUUUACUGGUCUUGAUGCAUGAUAAAAUAUAUAUGGAAUUGAGCAGCGAAAACCUCUGAAAUGUUUCAAUUUUGCACCUUGGACAUAUAAUAGUUCUGAAUCAAAUCUCUUUAGAAAGAUCUUUUGUUUCAUGGUAGCCUGCUCCAGUCCCCUUACGAAGCUUUCGUUAUUGGGGAAGCUUCCACCCCCUACGUUUAUCCUAUUGGAUCACAACCAGUGAAGGCCACUUAAAACUGACGAGAGUUGAGGAGAGAGGUCUAAAAUGAAACAAUGGAUGACUAGAGAUUGUGGCCCCAGACAGAGGCUUGAACCCAGGUCAGGUGCCUUCUUGAUGGUGUCAUCCUCUGCUUCUGUAAAUGAGAAGUCCUAUGAAGUGACUUCCAUUACCUAACUAGCGGAGCGCAUGGAACAUUAAUUUAUGGAGUAUUAAGCAAUGAAGACAUCAAUCCAAUUAUGGCCAUAUCAAUGUUCUUCUAUUUCAGAAGGCCUCACAAUUGGUUCGUCCAACUUUGUACAUCCACUUUCCUGGACAUGAGCUGAGUUGCAGGUAAAUCUCUGCUUUUGCCAAGGACCACAGAAAGAACAAGUCCAUGAUAUCAAUGAGAGCAAGGAUAAUUUGGUAUAGAUGGAGAAAGUGAACAAAGAUUAACAACUUUUACUGACUGUGAAUGAUUUUUUCUCUCCCUGUAAUAUUAAGCCUUUGAGGCAAAUUUAACUUCUUUUAAUAACUAAUUUCCAGAGUUCUCAUGGGAGGCAGUGAAGAUGAUCACAACAAGUACAAGCUUGGAUUACAAAGCAGACUGCUAAAUAUCAUCUUUAGAUUAAAAGGCUCAGGUAAGUUCUUAGCAACCUCAUCAUGCAUCCUGCCUGAAUAAUCCUGCAACAGUUUUAUGAGUGAGAUGAAUUGCAGAUUAAUUGGUGAUGACAUGAAAUUUACUUUUGUUGCCAGCAUGACUACUAACGAGAACUUUACAAGCAGGAAAAAGACGUGAUGAUGAUGAACAAUAUCUAAUCACUGUUAUAUCAGCCUUAACUGGUUGAUCAAACGUGAACCCGACCCGUUAAGGAUAAUAUAACAUUGUCGAUCCGUUGGGGUGACUUCAUUGAAGAUGGGAGGGUUAAUGGGGGGUGUGUUCUAGGGGACGCGAGCGUUGGAGAUUGUGAAGCGGACCAACUGGCCGGGGCUCCUGUGGAAGCGCAUCAAGCUCACGACCACCCGCAAGAACAACGCCAAGAAGUGCCCUCCACCGUGUCUGGCAGAAUGAGUCAAUCUUGAGGGCUUGUGCUGAGCCACGACAAGAACCUACAGCAAGUAGUGCAGUUGCAGUUGGAAGCAAACAGACCAGAUCUUCUUGUCUAUUAAUCCAUCAUAACCCAUAAGAAUCUUGCUUGAAUGUCCUUUGUGCAGUUUUGGAUCCAAGAUCAAAUAUUGGAUAUGAUACUGGUGUCCUAGAAUGUACUGUUAGUGCUCGAAUUUGGUAUGACCUAUCUUCUCAAUGUUUAUUGAUCUUCCCUUUUAAUCCCAAUCAUAAAAUCUUUUCUUAAUUGUGGUGCUAUGCCUUGCCUUGUUAUUACAAAAGUGUAGUCAUUAACUUGUGAUCUACGUAUCAGUUGUUUUUCUGGACAUAUGUGCAGGUUCUGAUGACCGAACGUGCAUGCAUCUAUGCAUCUUCUAUCUAAGUAAGUCGUGUUGUUGAUGUUGUUAGACGCAGAAGCUAUAAUUGACCCCUUAUCUGUUGUGUGAUUGCGUGGCUUGAGUGACAUUAUUAUCCCAACCUGCCCACGCUCUUCUAGAUUUUUGGUGCCUGUCUUUGUUUCUUGUUCUGCUCGAAUUCCCCAGUCAACGGGGUGGUUGGUCAAAAGUCUAUUUAUUAAAGCUUGAAGAAAUGGCGUGUUCCACCGUGCCGGCAGUCUUCCUUGAUCGAUGAUCGCCGAGAACAAAACCGAGUCAGCAGUCCAGUGCCACACUCAAGAUGUGUACUUCCUGUGGAGUUAUAUUUCAUGCUUGAUCCGGACAUGCAAGCAUUACGAACCACAGCUUCUUCCUUGGCGGGUGACAGAGACCAAAAGAGUGUUCAAAGAAGGGCACAGCGGGGGAGAGCUGACAAGGAAUCAAAUGUGGAAAAAGAGGCUGCGUGGUUGCCGUCUCGAAAGAGUUCCCGAGGCUCUUCGAAUGGGCGAUGAUUCCAAAACCAAUCUCACAAGAAACUUCAUGAAUGUCUUGGCAAGCGUAAAUCGACAGGGAUAGCAAUCACUCUGUGCCCCUACUACUUCAUGUGCUGUGGAACGCAUGCAUGCAUGCAUGCCGCAUCAUUGGACUCGUCAAAGUUGUCGACGAAAUGACUACAAGAAACCUGGAGGAUCACAUCUCAGAAGGCUAAAGAUCCAUGAAAGAGCCUCAUUUGACAAGGUCAGCACUGCAUCUCUGUAUCAUGGGUCUCACUCUCCCUUUGUCAAACCAAAAUCUAGUGCAAGAUAUUCUUGGCCAAGUUGUGUGUCUUGUCAAGGGACCAUCAGCCCUAUUGCUUCGGCUCGGACUAAAAGCGUUUGUGCAUAGCCCUCCUUAUCUGGCUUUUUCUUCCCCUCUUUUCACAGCAUUUGAUCUUUUCCUCUGCACCACCAAAGCACUUCCUCUUCGAUAGUACCCUCCUCACUGUUAGACACAACUUGCAAUGUGCCAUUUCUUCUGUGUAUCCCUUCAUAGUAUUGUUUAAUACUUCAUUAGACAAAACUAAAGAUCAAAUAAGGAGACAUUUUGUUCUUCUGGACAUUGAAGUUUUCAUUUCCAUAUUAGCCAUCAGUUCAACUGCUGCAUAAAGCUCUUUUGAAUCUAAGUCGUAGAUAAGGCAUCCUACAAGUUACAGCUCAAAGCUUAUUUUGCAUUUGGUUUCUGAGGAACAAAAAGGAAGAAACAAAAGUCUUGAUCUAAUGAUACAGCAGCGCGACAUGCCUAUGUUCUCAUGGAGUCAAACUCAUGCUGCCUGAACUUGCUUCCUCUCCGUCACCAGAACCAUCAGAGAGUUCGGUGACGCAGCUCGACUCCUGCCUGUGGUCUUCCCCGAUCUCAAUCUUCGCUCUCUUCUUCUGAAAGACGCGGCAGACCACCCAAUCCCACCUUGCAGCCAUGGUACCCUGCAUCAUCAGGUUCAGAUCUUUCCCGAAUCAGUAACCUCCUCGGUUCUUCAUUUUGAUUUAUUAUAAGAUUAUUGCAUCGAUCGAUGACAGCAACUUUUUUGCAUGCUCAAUAGGGACUAGCUUGUUAUACUCCAAGGUUGGGUGAGAGUUCUCUGAUGGCUUCUUCUUAGGACUAGGAAGAGGAAGAACGGGGAAGUAGGAACUCACAUGAGUUGCGUCCGAUGUGGUAGUAGCAUGAGGGCCGGCAAGGCGGUACUCGUGCAUGAUCCAUUCGGUCUUGGUGGGCGGCUUCCCUCGGUGGAAGACGGAAACCUUCUUCAUCCCCACCACCUGGUGGCACCUGGAAGCCGUCACUGGUUUCUCCUUCCCUGUGGCUUUCCAGAGACCGGAUCCAGCCGCCUGGUUCCGGCGGCUCCGGUUCGGAUUUCUGGCCUCUCUCAGGCCGAAGAAGUACUUCACUUCCUCGCACCCGCACCCACCUGCAGCAUCACGUAUCGAGGUGAAACAUCAAUUCAUCAAGAGGUAUGGUAUCAGAUCAGGUUAGAACACCAACCACAAGCAGGUAGAUCCCAUGGAUUAUACUUGCUGAGAUCGACUUCCGGGAUGAUGGAGGAUGGCAAGGGAGAGGAGUAAACCUUCCUCUUAAGGUACUGAAGCACGAGCUCUUCGUCGGUGGGGUGGAACCUAAACCCAGGGGGGAGCCUCAGCACACCAUUCCCUGUGAAUCUUGGCUUCUCCUCCAUAGGUUAUGACCCAGAAGCUGAGGGAAUAGACAAAGAACAAAGAAGAGAGGGAAGAAAGAACUCUUC